AUGUUUUAAAAUAUCAUUGACAUAGUUGAGUCUCAAACUACUUUUCAAUCUUUAUUUUCAAAACAAACUAAUUAUAUAAUUAAAGGAUCUGAAAAACAUAAAAACUUUUAAGUACAUCAUAGAUGCAAGAAUUUCUUAGCUUUAAAUAAACUUUUUAGCUCAACUAUUGUUCUGAAUGCUAUAUCCCAAAUUUACCUGGAAAAAAACUUUUUAGAGGAAAUAAUAAAAUGUCUAUUAUUGAUAGAAAGAAAUUCUUAAAUGGUUUCUGUUAAAAAUUUAUUCUAUUACCUCAUCUGUUCCAAAAAUAAGUUAUUUAAUAAAUAUUUUAAUGAUCUAAAAAUGAAAAAAUCUAUUAAAAAUUAGAAUUUAUUAUAAUGA
Paramecium pentaurelia is the source of this 378-nucleotide messenger RNA. The record is from the annotation of a GenBank genome assembly. Lineage: Eukaryota; Ciliophora; Oligohymenophorea; Peniculida; Parameciidae.